AUGGACGGUGACCCGGCUGUUGAGCCAGAGGUUGAUUCCUUCAGUUUAAUUCUCCCACUCCCUUACCGGGUUGCGAUUAUAAUUGUCUUUGGCAUCUGGGCCUGGGGCCUGAAUCUGCAUUACCUGCAUCUGAUCAAGAUUGACGUCCCUGCACUCAUUCGAUACCCUGCUCGUCAAUCACAUCACCAUGCCCUUCACCACCACUCGACGUACCGACUCGCGACGAUCCUUACUAUUCCCCUAAUCGGGUCACUUCUUCUUUUCUGGGCCGUCACUCGGGGCUCCAAACAAGCCGCUCUCUCCUGGCAGAUCCUGCCGCAGUCCUACCUCCUGUUCCUUGCACUAUGCUUCAUCUUGCCAUUCAAGCGCAUGUCGAGCUCAGGGCGACAGCAUUUCCUGCGGAGCUUGAAGCGCGUCAGCCUGGGUGGAUUGGCAGAAGUACAGGACGGAAAAUUCGGGGACAUCCUGCUGGCCGAUGUUCUCACCAGUUAUUCAAAGGUGUUGGGGGAUCUGUUUGUGUCGACGUGUAUGUUGUUCUCUAGAAAGACAAGCAGCACCGCUAAGCCCGACCGUGGGUGCGGCGGCGCGUAUCUGGUACCCUUUAUCAUCAGCAUUCCCAGCAUGAUACGGUUGAGACAAUGUUUGAUUGAAUAUUCCCGGGUUCGGAGGAACCGGUCCGCAGCCACUGGCUGGGGAGGGCAACACCUUGCCAACGCGCUCAAAUAUGCCAGCGCCUUUCCGGUGAUUAUUCUGAGUGCCCUACAACGAAGCUAUGACCCGAGCAAAUAUCACAUGAGCGAGGCUGGGUUGUUUCGACUAUGGCUGUUUUUCGUUUUCGUCAACUCGUUCUAUUCCUUUUAUUGGGACGUGGCCAAGGAUUGGGAUUUGUCGUUGUUUUCUUCCAGCAAAGCCAGAAACGACCCUGAGUACCCUUACGGACUGAGGCGGCAUCGAUAUUUCCAUGCAAAGGAGAUCUACUACGCCGCCAUUGUCAUAGAUCUGCUUCUACGGUGUACCUGGAGUAUUAAGCUUUCGCCGCAUUUGGACCAUUUCAACGACUUGGAAGGGGGCAUUUUCUUGAUGGAACUGCUGGAGGUUACCCGUCGAUGGAUGUGGAUUUUUCUGAGGGUCGAGACCGAAUGGGUUCGGAACAAUCUUGGGCCAGCACCGGAUGAUAUAUUGUUGGGAGAAUUUGCUGGUAAAAUAGACGACGACUAG
Molecule: messenger RNA, 1218 nt
Organism: Exophiala dermatitidis NIH/UT8656
Lineage: Eukaryota; Fungi; Ascomycota; Eurotiomycetes; Chaetothyriales; Herpotrichiellaceae
Exons: 4
Coding region: 1-1218 (405 amino acids)
Cellular component (GO): membrane; cytoplasm
Source: RefSeq, a predicted model, not a curated record